UUUUUAAUUUAUAAUUUGGCAAACCAUAUAAACCCUCCCCGAAGAGAGCAAAAACAAGAAGGAAAUUAUAGCGGGACAUCUUUAUUUCCCAAAACCAAAUUCUCUCACUCUCACGGAACUAUCAAAUCGCACAAAUUCCACAAUUCUCAGUGUUUUAUGUCUAUACCGUCGCUUAAUCAACCGUCUCCAGCGCCAAGCCCUAAUUUUAAAAAAAAUCCUCUUCUCUGAACUCCCUGUAAAUUUUUUUCAAGAACAUUCUUCAAUUUUUUUGUUAAAGUUUUUUUUCCCUGGGUGUGCUUUGGGUGGGGGUCGAUUUUUUAUGAUGGAUAUCGAGCGAAAACAAGCGGAUUUGAUCGAUCACUUCGUCAAGCUAGCGUCGGGUCAGAAGGGCUCGGCUCUUGGCUCCGUAAUCGUUGAAGCGACGUCGCAUCCUUCCCUCUUCGCCUUCUCCGAGAUUCUUGCCGUGCCCAGUGUCGCCAAGCUUGAAGGAACUGAAAACUCAGUGUACCUAGAACUGCUUCGGUUGUUUGCACAUGGCACAUGGAGCGAGUACAAGAGUAAUAGUGGUAAUCUUCCUCAACUGGUCCCAGAUCAAGUCCUCAAGCUAAAGCAACUUACUGUCCUUACACUUGCUGAGACAAACAAGGUACUACUAUAUGAUCAACUAAUGCUCGAGUUAGAUGUCACAAAUGUCCGUGAACUUGAAGAUUUUCUUAUCAAUGAUUGCAUGUAUGUGGGUAUAGUUAGAGGAAAGCUGGAUCAGCUGAGAAGAUGCUUUGAGGUCCAAUUUGCUGGUGGAAGGGAUUUGAGGCCGGGACAACUAGGGAGUAUGAUACAAACAUUAUCAAACUGGUUGGCUACAUCAGACAACUUACUUUUCUCAAUUCAAGAGAAGAUUAAAUGGGCUGAUACUAUGAGUGAGUUGGACAAGAAACAUCAAAAGGAGGUUGAAGAUAGGGCAGUAGAAGUAAAGAAGUCCCUCUCCCUCAAGAAGUUACACACUGUGAGCAGGCCGACGUUGACUUCCGAGGGCUCGAGGAGAUCUACUCUGAACCUGGUGGAGUGAUGGAUUAUGAGGAAGACCGAAGCCGACCCAAGAGGAGACGGCAUCCAAUAUCCUGAAGAUUGAGCAUGCAACCGAUUGGAUGGUUGUGCAGGUGACCAGCGCCAGAUUUUUGUUCACAACAUUCCAGCAACAGAUGAUUCUGCUUUUGGGACAGUGAUACUGCUGCUUUGGUACUGAAUUUCUCAUUGUUGCUUCAGAAUUUGAGAAUUGUCAGCUUGUCUUCAUGAACCUAUGGAGUUGGGAAAAACGGGACCAGAUCUGGUGCUGCGGCUAAAAACUUUUAAGCAGUUAGAUACCCAAGAUUUACAAUUCAAGUUAUUGUACUUUUGAUGGUAUACUUCAUGCUGCAUCGUGAAGAAUCCAUCUCUCUUUGAAUCUUGCUUAUAAUUUAUCAAUGUUAUUGCAUGCUUUCUGUGGUUCCAUUA
Molecule: messenger RNA, 1491 nt
Organism: Durio zibethinus
Lineage: Eukaryota; Viridiplantae; Streptophyta; Magnoliopsida; Malvales; Malvaceae
Product: COP9 signalosome complex subunit 7-like
Cellular component (GO): COP9 signalosome
Source: RefSeq, a predicted model, not a curated record